CCCCCCGCCCCCGCCCCCGCCUCAGCCGCGACACAACCCGCUCAACGAAGGCACGACUCCCGCACCGCCGCCGGCCCUCGCUGGGGUUAGAUGGACUUGACUUGACCUGCUUCAAACCCACGUGCUGACGACAGGAGGCUGACCAGUGUCUGGCCACGCCGGGAAGUAGCACACACAAAAGGUCACAGUGCUUUCCCAUGACCUCACAGCCGUCACCAAGCAGCCUUGUUACCUCCCCCCAUAUCCCCCCCCUCACGUGCUGACGACAUGCAGGAGGCUGACCCAUGUCUGACCACGCCGGGAGGCAGCUACAGAGAGCCUCAGUGCUUUAUCGUGAUCUCACAGCCGCCUGUCAGCCCUGUAGAUCAGUGUCCUUCAAACUCUUCUCCCUGCAACCCGAUUCUGAUCCCUGUCUUUUCUUGUAUGAUAGUUUCCGGUCCUUACCCACCAGGGGCCCUAGGGCUAAUGCGACGGAGAUGAGUAUUGCGGCCACGCAUAGCUAUAGCGCACGCCCCCAAGUUUACCUGCGUACUCCCGACCUGUUUUGAAGGAUCUUGACAGUACUGAUAGCUGUAGGCCUCCUGCAAGCCUGUAUUCUUUUUAUCCAUAUACGUAAGGAAGUAGCGACCCAUUGAGCAGUCUCGAGAUCCAGUACUGGGGCGCGUCCUGUGCUUUGAAGAACCAUUUUCCUCGACCUUCAAGACCGCUCCCAUUCCCUUGUCACCCACUUCUUUCGUCGCCUCCCGAGUCUUGCCGUGGCCUUGUCGAGUGACUGUGAAUGACGCGAAUGAUUGUUAGCGGUGGUGACAGUCAGAGUGACGCCUGACUGAUGUUAUGCACUAAAAUGGCUCAGGUCCUACAUCAUGUGACUGACCGUGUCCAGAAAAGUGAUUUAUGUAACACUCAAGUGAUUCGUAACCCCUGACCAGUCGUAAUGAUGCAUCAUUGUUUUAACGAUGCCUGACCCGCGUUACGUGCAUCGCAGGAUAACUGACAGCACGCACGAGAACCUAACUAGCGCCUUGUAUGCCAGAGUGAAGCUACUCACUUCAGUAACCAGUAAGUUAUGCAUGCCAGGGUGACUUACGCGAUAAGUGAUAACGUUGAUUUACCUACACGAAGUCGUUCUUGCUAUGGGGACUUAGUGAUGAGAAGUCGUUCAUGACAGGGGGACUUGGUGAUGGGAAGUCGUUCAUGCCAGGGGGAGUUACUGAUGGUAAGUCGUUCAUGCCAGGGGGAGUUACUGAUGGUAAGUCGUUCAUGCCAGGGGGAGUUACUGAUGGUAAGUCGUUCAUGCCAAGGGGACUUACUGAUGGGCAGUCAAUCAUGCCAGGGGGACUUGGUGAUGGAAGUCGUUCUUGCCAGGGGGAGUUGGUGAUGAAAAGUCGUUGAUGCCAGGGGGACUUAUUGAUGGGGAGUUGUUCAUGCCAAGGGGACCUACUGAUGGGAAGUCCUUCAUGCCAGGAGGACUUACUAAUGGGAACUCAUGCAGACUUGCGUGACAGGUUUAUUGGAUUCUUGUGGAGAGUGUGGAGGGGAGGCAGCAGAGCCCGUCCCAGGCAGCAGCAAGGGGCAGCGUGACGGAGGGGGUGGGGUGGGGGGAGAGGAGACCGUCGUUCAAUUCAACCUCAAGCGUCAUGAAGUGAUUUUCCUAAACCUUUUUCUAAUGUAAAUUACCAGUCUUUCCUCUUUACCUACGAAUAUUCUUACAUAUACAUUCUUUUUUUGUUAAUUUAUUCACUAAUUUAUCUACAAAUUUAUUUCACAAUACACAUCUAUUUUGUGGUGAUAAGAUGCCUUGCUCCAUCCCUGAUCACAUGGUGUGCCCUGCGCUCCAUCAAGCCCAAGGAGACUAUAUAACUAUAUAGUCCCCUUGAUCACUCCCGUCACUGAUGAACCAACAGACUGCACAUGUUGUUUUCUCCCUAUUAUCUAUCAUACGUGCAUUCAUGGGGAGAGAGUGCACUGUGCAGUUUCCUAGGUUACAGGAUCUUCCCCUCAUUCAUCUGCCUGUGGGUGGUGCAUCUGCUGCGGCUGGUGACGGCCGUGUGAUCUAUAGGGAGUCUGCGAGCAGAGCUGGCCUAGGAGAAAAUAUUUAUAUCCAUUGAACCUCUUUUUUCUCCUUUCACAUCAGAGGGUAAUAUCGAAAACAAGGUAAUGAAUUUGUGAACUGUAUUUGAGUGUGCGUGUUUCUUGGCGGUUUAUCAAUGAUGCCCACAUUUUUGUCUCUGCAAAAUCAAAGAACAAUACUCUGGAAAAAAAAAUGGUAAUGCCGAAUCUGCAUAUGAAAGACGUUUGACAUUUAAAAAAAAAUAUAUGUUUACUUUUACUGAAUUUAGUUUAAAAAAAAAGAAGAUAUACGUGGCGCCUGCUGUCAAGUCAGUUGAAAGUGAACCUGUAAAUGUAUGUAUAUGAAGAUGAGGAAGCUUAUACAUUGGUAUGUAAAAAGUUUAGCAAGACAUAUCGUCGCCGAAUGCCUGUAUGUGAGGGAAACCUGUGGCUUGAUGAUCAAAGAUACCAGUGUGCUUUGCUACAAAAAAUAAAAAUAAAAUAAAGUAUAAUAGCGUCGUAGACAGUUCAUUUUGACGAAAAUUUCUAUGGAAAGUAAAUAAAUGUAUGAAAAAGUAAAUGAGCGUUUGUUUUGUAUGCAAUUAGUUUAUGAAAUGAGAAAAGUAACUCCAACCAAGCUGGUAAACGAGUGUACAGCUGUUCCGUGGUUGGGCCGCGUUCCUGAGAUGCUGCCUGACGUAAUUAUGAUCAGCGGUAAAACUUUUCUUCCAAUAUGAAAAACGCAAUUAUAUGAACACAGCUCUGGUUUCUGCCUCGUUAUGCAGCGCGGGCCAAGGUGUUCAAGAAUCUGGUGUGUAUAACAGGAAAUGGAAGUCAUGUAUACGAUGUUGUUUUCGAUUGCUGAAGAGUUUAUAACCCAAGCUCCGAGAUAAUGUUUCCUCCUCUGUUCUGGAUGUUACUCUGUGAGGAUCUGAUGUAUGAUGAAGAAAUUUGGUCGGCAAAUGAAAACCAAAAUCAGGUGUGUAUAGUGUUGGUGACGAGUCAACCUCCAUUGCCAGAGUUCCAUCUAAAGCCUAACAUUUCCGCUCAGCUAUUGCUCAAGAAUCUGGUGUAUCGUGAAGGACUUUGCCGAAUCCCGAAAACGAGUGUAUAAAUCCAUCGCCGACUGUCCAACUCCCGAACCUAAGCUCCAUCUAACGCCCGGCACCCUGCUACUGUCCCGCGCGAGGCACCGUGCUCACCCCCUCGAGUCGGUGUGUGCUUGAACAGUGCUUCAGUCGCGAUAGCCUGAACCCGACCCGCUGUGCGCUUUGCUGGCUGGCUGAGGGCUGGCUGCUGCUGUUUUCGAGGUGUUUGUCGGCUCAGUGAGGGGCUGCGGUGAUGCCAUUGCUCCCGAGGUCCGCCAGCACCAGACGAUCCGUUGCGUUGCUUCUCCUGAACUGUUUAAGGUUCGAGUUCGUUAAGUGAAGCUUCAGUGCUCGAUCGUUUCGGCGUGUCGGAUCACUUGCUUUGAAGAGUUUCUUUUCACAUGCUGUAAUUAUCAAUAUCGCGGGUCUCUUAGUGCUACGAGGGCGGCGGAGGAUUCAGCAGUGGGGUUCGUGGAGGGACCGUGGAAUAUUUCUUGAGGAGCAGCUAAUGUGUUGUGUGGAUGAGUGAGGUGGACAGCCAGAAGGGGCCAAGCAUGGAGGGCCCCGGGAACCGGCACUGGCUGCGGAGGCACCUGUUCUCCCUCAAGACCCUGAGUUUGGUGGUGUUGUCGGUGCAGACUUCCACCAUGGUGCUGCUCCUCCGCUACAGUCGCACCAACUCUUCACCACAACCCUACAUCAUCACAACGGCUGUUCUCCUCUCAGAGCUCCUCAAACUGGGCCUUUCACUCGCCUUCCUACAUCUGGACUCUGGCAAAAUCCUGCGAGUGACGAUGAAGCGGUUGUAUGAGGAUGUGUUUCUGAAUGUAUGGGAGACCCUGAAGCUGGCCAUCCCUGCCUUCCUGUAUGUGGUGCAGAACAACCUGCUCUUCAUCGCCCUCUCCAACUUGGAUGCUGCUACUUACCAGGUGACGUACCAGCUCAAGAUUCUCACCACAGCCAUCUUCUCGUGGGUGAUGCUGGGCAAACGCCUCGCCCCCAUCCACUGGCUGUCUCUGUGUCUGCUGAUGCUUGGGGUCUCCCUUGUACAGGUAGAUGGAGGCAGCAGCAGCAGAAGCACCUCCAAAAUACUGCCCGAGGUGGAAGCCAUCGAGGGAGCAGACCCAAGUUUGUUGGGGGCUGGGGCUGAGGAUGGUGGUGAAGGUGGUGAUGGGCUGCCUUCAAAUGUUCACAACACAGCCCACCCAAACCCUGAGGUGCCGCGACUCCUAGGCAUUCUGGCUGUGUGUGUCUCGUGCAUCUCUAGCGGGUUCUCGGGGGUGUACUUUGAGCGUCUGGUGAAGAGAGGGAAGCAAACAUCCCUCAUCAUCAGAAACAUACAGCUGGGCUUGUUUUCCAUUGCGUUCGCUGUGAUGGCUGUGACUAGUGACAGCCGGGCCAUUAGGGAAAGUGGCUUCUUCCAGGGAUACUCCACUGCUGCCUGGCUGGUUGUGCUUAUACAGGCAUUUGGUGGGCUGAUGGUGUCAGUUACGAUGAAGUAUGCUGACAACAUUCUGAAGGGCUUCGCCACCUCCCUGUCCAUAGUGAUGUCCAGCCUUGUGUCAUGGCUGGCGCUGGGGGAUGACGCGCCUACCCUACAGUUUGUCAUAGGCGCGUCCAUUGUCAUUGCCUCAACGUUUCUCUACGGCCUCACACCCCAGAGGGAGAACGAGCUGAGGGAGGAUUCUCAUCAUGCAACCUCCUCCAUCGCCACCCCACAUAAGACUGGCAAGGAAAAAAAACUUACGUGAGAUAGUGUGAGUGUUAAGAGCAGUGGGAGACAGCAAGAAGCAGGGGUCACACAUCCUUCAGUCCUUAAUCCUGCUGGGUGCUGAGGAUCCAGCUUCCCUCUCCACCUGCCAGGCUUGGUGGAUGCUGCUGGCACCUCCCUUGUCUGUGAGUCCUGCUCAGUAUUGUAUCCGACAGCUGUGAAUGAAUCCUAGUCAGCUCUCUUUCCUCUUGGUCCUGUAAAUCCUGGUUGAUAUUUUCCCUCAGAUGGCUCUUAUUCUUUUACAUUGUACUAUUUCUCUCAGCUGUGGAAGGGUCCUGCUCAGUACUAAUUUGACCUAAAGCUGCAAAUUCCAGCCACUGCUUUCCCCCAACAGCUGUUACUCUUCCAUGGUAGUCGUACCUUUAGCUGUGAUCUCCAUGGUAGUCGUACCUUUAGCUGUGAUCAAAGACUGCUGCCCACAAUGUUUUCCUGCAGCUGUGACUGAAUCCUGCAGGUUAUUGUGUCCUGCAGCAUACUAUAUUAUUCUGCAGCUGUUCACCCUAUUGUGCAGUGUGACCUGUCACACAGAAUCUCCUUCAAAGGUACUAUUGUCCAUUGUUUUCUCCAAGGUAAACCCUUUGCUAGGUAGUGCUGUACUGUAGUAAUUGUGAGCUAUCUCAUGUACCACUUUUAAUUUGAGAGCCCAGUUCUUCUUUUUUUCUUUCAAAAUAUGUAAUAUAUUUUAACUUUUAUUGCAUUGCACUGUAAUGGAAACAAAUCUCAGAUUUUUAUCUUAGGUCAUAAUUUUUGGUCCUGUAUUACUUAUGUUAGGGAAGUUAUGGAAUCUCUUGUUAAAGGUUUCUGUAGGUAUGAUAAAAAUAACACAGUGAUGUGCAGAAAAUCUCAGUUUAGCUCUGUCUUUUAUUGAACUGUGAUGCAUUCAAGUAUUACAAACCACACACACACUGAGUGGUCUCAGUCCUACCCAAAGAUCGGUACUAUGAGCUCUGUGCUCUUCCGUAGGGGAACGGCUGGCUGUCUUGAGAGAGACCCGCAGCAGACCAAGAGGUGAAUUACACAAAAUUAGGUGAAUACACAUUCACAACCACUCGGAGCAUCUUAGUGCGCUGGUUAGCAUGCUCGCCUUACAAUCGAGAGGUCCCAGAUUUGAUUCUCGGGAGUGCCUCCAAUCCACGCAGCAGUGAAUGGGUACUGGGUGUUAGUUGGGGUUGUAUCCUACCUCCCAGGUGACUGUGUGGGUGACAUGUGAGGUUGAAGUCGUACCCAAAGAUCUGUCAUCAGAACUACAAGCUCAUUCAGGAAGGGUACUGGUUGGCGAUAAUGAGUCCAUCACAUGAUCAGAUCGUGGUGAAUGACACGUGUAAUGGUCUGGGAGGGGUCGUGGUCAUACUGUUUUUUCCUUUUCUUUUUUUUUUAACUGAAUUUGCUUGAAAAUUUAAGACAAGAUUGUGAUGGAGCAGCUUUGUUUGAAACUACUCAAACUGCAGUUCCCUUUUAUAUAAAAAAAAAAAAAAAAUGUAGUUUUGCUGAUAAACUGAAUGGUCCAUGAGGUAAAUGAGAAGAAUUCUGAAGAUAUGUAGGAAUAUUGUGGUUUUGAUGGAUUUACACCACACAAUUUUUAAUUGUUAUAUAACCCUUUACAAACUAUAUAUCCUAAGGGUCACAUGAUUAUGUAGGUUCAUAUUCAUCUUGAUGUGGGUUAAGGAGUAACUUUUGGAGAGUGAAAGUGUGUUGUGUAGCUCCAUACAGGGUUUGUAACCUAAUUAGUCACAAUUUGAAGUUAUAUUUCUCAAAGAAAUUAAUCAUUGUGUGUGAUAUAGGUUGUCACAAAGGAUUAGUUUUGUGUUUGGUUGUUGGUGUUACAUGUUUUGUUGGUAGUUGUCUCAUGGUGUGACGACAUGUGUUGGGUGUGUCCUGCAGACAUGACUUAUUUGCCUCCAGGGUUGUGUAUAUUUAUAUUUUAAAGAAUGUCUUAUUUAAAUGAUAUUACUUUUAGGUUUUAUUACAUGGAAUUGUGGAAUAUUUCAAUUAUCAUUUGAAACUUUUAAAAAUAAAUCAAAACUAGAUAUCUUCUUGGUUAUUUAAAAAAAAUUAAUUAGUUAUUUUAACAGUAUAGACAUUGCAAUGCAAGCACACAAUGGGAAUGAAUAUAUGGCAAUUUGCAAAAUUGUUUUCUUCCAAUAUCUUUUAUAUCAGACACCAAGUAUAUAAAGCAUUUACUUCUUCAUUUAACUCACUGCUUUAUACAUUCUUUUACCUGGUGAUAUUACCUUGCAUCUUAUUGACACAUAUAUUGUCUUUGGCACAGUGAUUAGAAAUUUAUUUUUUAAACAGUAUUCACAGGCACUCUUUGUGUCUUGUGCUGGGCAUUCAUCUGUGUUGUGCAGUAUUGAUGAAGGUAUUGCUCUGCUUACACUCUAGUUGUAUUUGUGUGUGGACUCGUGACUUCUGAAAGGCUGAGCACAUCUGAUCUCUGUUCUUCUCAAUUUUAUCUAAAGAUCUGUGAUGCUUUAAGAGAAAGGAACCUGGUAAUAAUGGUACAAAUACAAGGGGAAAAUGACAUUUCUUUAUUAUUAUUAUUAUCAUUAUUAUUAUUAUUAUCAUUAUUAUUAUUAUUAUUAUUAUCAUUAUUAUUAUUAUUAUUAUUAGCAUUGUUAUUGAUUUUUUUAUUCUUUUAUUAAAUUAUAUACUGUCUGCUGCUUAGUACUAAGUUUUCCAUGUAAUGUCGGGUUAGAGUUGUAAGUUUCCUGAUGGCAGUGCUCCUCCAAGAUGUGGAGAAUCACCUGGGAGUACUCUGUUAUUGUAGUGAGGGGGGACAGAAUGUAAAACUACUCAAGAGAGUAUGAGAGUGAGAGUACUGAAGGACAGUAUAUAAACAGGAGAAAGUAGAAAUGCCUCUCUGAAGCCACUCUCAUGAGGGAUGACAAAAAUAGAUACGGUAUGUAAAUAGUGGGAAAAGUUUGGAAACUAUGGAGCUUGUAAAUGUCACACUUUUGAAGCUCUGACAUUGUUAACCAGAUAAACUUGUGCAAUACUACUGUUUGACAACAAACCACAACUGAAUGAUGGCAAGUACUACAUUAGAAAAGUGAAUGUAUUUUCCAAAGAAUAUGCAUCAGUCACCAUGGUGGCCUGUUUUUAUUGGAUUUUGUUGAAAAGGGAGAGGACUACCAUUAUGGGAAGGAAGAAACUAAGCACUUAUGGUCUGAAGAGACAAGUGGGUGGACGAAGUUGAAAGCAGUAUCGCUUGCCUUAUUAUUAGAGAGGCAGACACUAACUAUAUUCUGGCUCAUCUAAACGUGCAGUUGUGUUCGGGGUCAGCCUAAAGAUUCCCCUUGUACAGCGUUGCCGCGUGUCUCCCAGCCCGCGAUGUAGAAAUGUUCUAAUAUAAUUAAAACCAUGGCAUAUAUGAUCAGCAAAUAUGCAUACAUUUAAUUUUAGUAUUAUAACGUAUGAAAGAACAGUUAAUUUAUUAUGGAUAAGAUACAUUAUAAGCAUAUAAAGAAAUGUGGAAUACAUAUUUUACAGUGGUGCUAAAAAAAAUGCAAUACUUAUUGUUGAGUUUCCCUUAUGUUUUGGGAUGUGUAUGUAGUUUCACAAUUAUGUUUAGAUUGUAUCAUGAAGGAAUGUAUGUUAAAACAAGCUGACAUAAGUAAGGAAAAAAUAAAUUCAAAUCCUCGUGGCGGUAACGCGACGAGAGAGAGAGAGAGAGAGAGAGAGAGAGAGAGAGAGAGAGAGAGAGAGAGGCAACCAACGUGGGGUUAAAAACGUGGCAACGCUGUACUCUUGGAUUAUUCCUCACAUGGCACCUUUGAAUCGCACAUUUAGCUGAACCAGAGUAUGCAAUGUAGUGCAUCACAAAGCUGCUUAGGAAGUGUAAAGAGACAAAAGAAAAUCCCUUCUUUAAGUGAGGAGGUUGAAAUUAAAAAAAAGUGUGUUGAUCUGACAGCCGUGUGAGGUUUACGUGAUGAUAAUGACUCCAAGAGUUCAGAAUAUGAACCUCAUCUUAUGUAAGUAGAUGUGUUUAUUUUGAUAUUCUAUGUAUUUUUGUUGUGUAUGCCUUUGAUCUCUAGUUAUUCCAAUAUGUGGUAUUGUCCAUAAUUCAGCAGCCCCUAGGCCUCGACUUUCCCUGGAUUUUGCAGGCUCAUCCUGUACAAGAACGAGGCUUGUAUGUGUAAACAUGUGUAAAGCCUCUCAAAAUGAGUAGUAGAUAGUCAUAUUGGAAAUAGUAGCCAUGAUUUGGUGUGAAUAAAAGUUUUGUCUCAAAGAAGUGAGAGGUUGCCAUAAUUUGGCCAACACUAUACUAUUAUUAAUGACUAAACUGGUCACAGAAGAAUGAUGUUGCCAGUGUUUGGCCAUUACAUGAGUGGCUUGAAGAAAUUGCUAUUGUCACAGUUUGCCACAGAAGUAUUGUUAAUAUUUGUCCAUCCCUUUAAAGGACAUUAGUAGCUGCUGAUGUCAAUUUUUUUUAUCUUGUGGAUUAUUAUUAUUAUUAUUAUUAUUAUUUUUUUUUUCAUGUGUCAGCCUAUAGCGCCGGUAGGCUUUCUUGAGGGGUCUGAAUGGUAGUUGGCCCCAGCCCGUCAUGGCGCAGGCAAGUCUUUUAUAGUGACGCCAUCUUCUCUCGGCUCAUGCUGCCCCCCUGGAACUCAUUCUUGAUUUACUUGGACGGUUUCCUCCCGAGUCCAGGGUGAUGGGUGGUCUUCAGGACAGCAUGUGGGUAGUCUUAAGCCACUCAGCGGUGACUGAAAAAUCCCAGGUGGUAGCGGGGGAUUUGAACCCGCGUCGUCCGUCACGCACUCACUAUCUGAGAACUUUAUUGGCAAUUUUUAAGUUAUAGGUAUGAUUUGGUAUAUGUAUUUUGCACAGGUCAUACCUUUUACCAGCUCAUGGGAAUAAAUGGUAGUUAUGAAACAGGACGUCAUGACAGACCAGCAUUGCUAUUCUGGAUACUGACAGUAAUGAGUAAAUUGCUAACUUUGAAUGUCAUUGGUUGGGGGUGUAGGGAUGUAAAUCUAAUUACGUAUAUUCUAAAUUUGUCCGUUUUAGUCAGGCAUUAUGUUGCCUAUGAAAAGUUUUUAGUUUGGGAGAAAUUCUCUAAACUCUUCUCUCAGUUUAGUGUUUAGCUUUGAAAAGAAAAAAUCUUUAAAUUGAACAGCAAGACUAUCACAAGAAGCUUUUGAUAUACCAAAGAUUAGUGAAAGGGCUUGAUUUGCUGUGCAGACUUUAGACACAUGCCGUUUAACUGGAGAGUAUUGCAUCGUUUGCACCAAGUAAAAUCAGACAGCUAAACAGUAAUUCAAGAAAUUAAAAACAGUGUUUCCAAUAUAUUGUUUUGUCACACGUGUACGACUGAAGGAGAAAGUACCUGAGCCGUUGAUUGAAGGCACUGUAUAUGUGUAUCUUCCUCAUUAGCAAA
This is a messenger RNA of Eriocheir sinensis (Chinese mitten crab), 10285 nucleotides long. Its product is annotated as UDP-N-acetylglucosamine transporter-like. The transcript has 9 exons. Lineage: Eukaryota; Metazoa; Arthropoda; Malacostraca; Decapoda; Varunidae. Gene Ontology annotation, cellular component: Golgi membrane. Gene Ontology annotation, biological process: pyrimidine nucleotide-sugar transmembrane transport. The record is from RefSeq and is a predicted model, not a curated record. Bases 3659 to 4888 code for a protein of 409 amino acids. Gene Ontology annotation, molecular function: UDP-galactose transmembrane transporter activity.